Messenger RNA from Amphimedon queenslandica, 3053 nucleotides. RefSeq lists its product as uncharacterized. The record is from RefSeq and is a predicted model, not a curated record. The transcript is spliced from 6 exons. Lineage: Eukaryota; Metazoa; Porifera; Demospongiae; Haplosclerida; Niphatidae. The coding region runs from base 114 to 2939 and encodes 941 amino acids. Gene Ontology annotation, biological process: regulation of apoptotic process.
UCCAGAAGUCCACUGUCUCAGAACCAACCACAAGCCUUCUCUUCGAAUCAAGGCAGCUGUAAACCAGCCUACAGUCGUUAUUUCUGUCAUAGCCUAAGACACAAGGAAAAACAAUGAGUCAAACUCUAAAGGAGAUAUUACAGAAGUACUCUGAUAAGCUAGUCAAGGCAGUAGGAGCCAAUGUGAAUAAUGUCACUAACGCACUGCAUGCCAAGGACCUCAUAGCGCCAGAAACUAGAGAAUUUGUAGUGACGGCAGUUGGAGUGGCUAAUUCUGCAAAAGCCAAUAGACUAAUGCUGGAUGUGUCUGAUCGAUUAGGAGCUUCUCUUGACGAAAAAGGAUAUCUGGUAAAAGUGUGUAAUGUAUUGACUCAGCAAGGUGGAGCAAUAAAAGAAAUAGGAAACGUCAUGCUUAAAGAACUAGGACAUAUCAUGCUUAAAGAACUAGGAACUCGUGCUAGUAGAGAAGUUGUAGAUAAAUGGCUAAAAGAAGGUAGUGUUAAGCUAACUGUUACUCGUGUUAACAUGCAUGGACCUCCUGGAGCUGGCAAGACCUGUGCGCUGCACCUUCUACUAAAUGAAGACCCACCUACUGAGCGUGUCACUGACAGUACACCAAUUGCUCGUCCAACUGUCAGAGCUACAAGAGUAUCUGUAGACGAUUUGAAAUGGGAAAAAGUUACUAGAGCUGGUUUACUUGAAAGACUGGCUUCUGAUUUAAAUGUGGCAGCUGCUUCUCAGCCUGAAGAAUCUUUAACUACUUCACCUUUACAACAACCAGAACACGGCCAUCCUUCUGCUUCUAUAGAAAUAAAUGAAACUAUUAUUUUAGCAAGCUCAGUAUCAAAUGAAGCCAAUAAUGAUGAAACUGAAACUGUUAUUCAAGAAAUUGUAGACACCAUCCAACGAUCAGCAGUUCAGUUAAGAGGCGAUUGGCUGUAUGUUAUUGAUUCUGGAGGUCAGCCAGCAUACCAGGAGCUGUUACCAUUGUUUAUUAGAACAGCUUCUCUGAAUAUCAUCACUCUUGAUCUCUCCCAACCUCUUGAUAAGAAGCUUGAUUUUCAGUACAGAAUUGGAGGGGAGAAAUUUUCGUGUGGUUUGAAUUUAAAAUAUUCAAAUCGGGAAUUCUUUCAGUCUGCAGUUUCUUCUGGAGCCAUUUUCAAACCAAUUGAUGUCCCUCAUGUCCUUGAAACACCUUCACAUCCAAUGCAUUUUGUAUUAGGCACACAUUAUGAUCUCAUAAGUCAUGAUAGCCUCAAAAAGAUUGAUAAAGAGUUAAUGUCUUCAUUGAAGCCUGAUAUACAAAAUUAUGUUGCUCCUAAUGAACGUGGGGUGUCUAUCGUAUUUCCUGUAAAUACACUAAUCCUCAAAGAUGAAGGAAGAUUAGCAGCAGGACAGAGAUUAUGUCAAUCAAUAGCAAAUUGUAGUGGCACUUCUCUUAAAUUAAAUAUGCCGAUUCGCUGGUUUGCAUUUGAGCUUUGGUUGCAAAAGGUAGCAGAAAGGGAGAGCCGCAAUGUUCUUAUAAUUGAUGAAGUUAUAGCUGCUGGUAAAAAGUUUAAAAUGAGUGAGAAUGAUACUAAGGAUGCCUUACAGUAUCUCCAUAAUGUCACUAUUGUCCUAUAUUUUCGUGAUAUUUUGCCAGAGUUAGUUUUUGUUGAUCCUCAGCCUUUGGUCGAGAUUCUAUCACGUUUAUUGGCUCUGACUUAUGUUGAAAGAGCUGCACUGCAUUUAAUCACAAACCCUGUACCUUUAGAUAAAGAUAUUAACAAGCUUCAUAAUUUUGGUUUCUUUCAGGAGAAGCUAUUGUCUCAUUUAAAAUCAGAUGUUGAACUUUUCUUUCCACCUCAUUUUGAGCCCUCACAUUUAAUUGACCUUCUCAUUCAUCUUCGUGUCAUUACUAAAGCAACAGGAGGGGAUUAUUUCUUUCCUUGUGCCUUGCAGGCAUACACUGAUCUACCUAUGCCUCAAACAGAAGCCAAGCCUCUCCUUAUAGUCUGGCAAGAGAAGCAUGGUCAGUAUGGGCCCAAUUCUAUCCCAGUUCCACAGGGAAUGUUUCCUUUACUCAUCACUCACCUCCUCCAAGUCAAUCAGGAGGAACCGAGGGAGGAACACUCUUUUAGCAUUGAAUUCCCUCCAUUAAAGCCACAGCAGUACUACAAGUAUCGUGACGCAUUGUCUCUGUGGAUAAAAAUUAGGGGAAAACGUUAUACACUUCACAUAAUCAAUCGCUACACUCAUAUUGAGGUUUAUUUUGUUGGAUCAGUUGAGAACGCAAAGGACAACUGCCCCUAUAUUUAUGAAGUAGUCAUGACAGCCAUCGAUCAAAGUGCUGAUGCCAUCAAUGUGAAGUGCAAUCACAUUAAUGCAUUCUCUUGUCCCAAGGAAAAGAACUGUUACUGUGUUGUAGAUAAAAACUUUUUGGUAAAUUGUUCUUUAUGUGCUACAUCAGCUCACAUACGUGAAGAUGAUAAGAGCUACUGGUGCUGGUUUGGUUUAAAAGACUGUAGUUUUACAGAUUAUACUCCUGAUUCAGAAGCACUAAUCCCAGUUUUGGAGUGUCCACUAGCAGUCAAUAUCUGUGAUUUAGAUCAGAUCUUAACUGAUAUGAAAGAGCGUCAUUUUCCUAAUGAAUCCUGGUUUGAUCUUGGUCUUAAAUUAGGACUGUAUCAUGGUACAUUGAAAGAUAUACGUUUAAAUUUCUCUAAAGAAGGAAGCUAUGUGUGCCUUCGAGAAUGUCUAGCUAAAUGGUUAGAAAGAACUGAUGGUGUAGAUAAAGAAGGAGGAGCAAACUGGACCACACUAGUUAAUUGUCUCAAAGAAUAUCAUAAAAAUUCAGCUGAACACAUCAGAUGCAAGAGAUUAAGAGGGGCUGCUGAUCAAUCACUGACUGAUCCAGAAUUGUGUCCAACUAGCAGUAAGAAAAGUAAAAGUUCCUGUUAAGUUGUUAUAAUGAAGGAGAUAUGGACUAAAAUUUACUACACUUGUAUUUAUUCUUAUUUGAACACAUUAUUUUGUUAUUCUUUAUUUUAUUUAAGAUACUGAACCACAUAACAA